UCAAAAUCUCGUCGCUGGCACUUAACAUUAAUUAACUAAGUUUUAGAAGCAGCUUUUUCGCGAUUAGCUCAUCUUUACGGCCACAACAUGUUUAGAAGUAACUGUGUAACUUCUUAUCCGCGCUGAGAGUCUUGUGUAGCGUUUCGGAUACACCGCGUUAUGAAGACUUGUUAGGAGUGAUGAAUAAUUAUAUUUUCAUUAGAGUCGUCGGGAAAGGCAGCUAUGGAGAGGUGAACUUGGUGAAACACAAAACAGACCGAAAGCAGUAUGUCAUAAAGAAGCUGAACUUGACCGCAUCGUCUAAGCGGGAACGGCGUGCUGCAGAGCAGGAGGCGCAGCUUCUGUCCCAGCUGCGACACCCCAACAUCGUAACCUACAGGGAGUCUUGGGAAGGAGAUGACUGUCAGCUGUACAUCGUCAUGGGUUUCUGUGAGGGAGGUGACCUCUACCACAGACUCAAGCAACAAAAGGGUGAACUCUUACCCGAGAGGCAGGUGGUGGAGUGGUUUGUCCAGAUUGCUAUGGCACUUCAGUAUCUGCAUGAGAAGAACAUUCUUCACCGGGACCUUAAAACUCAAAACAUCUUCUUGACGAAGACCAACAUCAUCAAAGUGGGGGAUCUUGGCAUCGCACGGGUUUUGGAGAACCAGAAUGAUAUGGCCAGCACACUAAUCGGGACCCCUUAUUACAUGAGCCCAGAGCUCUUCUCUAAUAAACCCUAUAACCACAAGUCAGAUGUAUGGGCCUUGGGAUGCUGCGUGUAUGAAAUGUCCACAUUGAAACACGCCUUCAAUGCCAAGGACAUGAACUCACUGGUGUAUCGAAUUGUGGGAGGAAAGUUGCCACAGAUGCCCAGUAAGUAUGACCCCCAGCUGGGAGAACUCAUCAAGAGCAUGCUAUGCAAGAGACCCGAAGACAGGCCUGAUGUGAAGCUUAUCCUCCGACAGCCCUACAUCAAAAGACAAAUUGCCAUGUUCCUUGAGGCCACUAAAGAGAAAACUGCUAUGUCAAGAAAGAAAGCUGUGGGGGGCGGUGGCGAUAGCAGGGCCAACAGCGCUGCAUCUGUAGUGUCAUCUCAGCCAAAGCCUGAGAGGCUGCCACCAAGUACCCAGCCUGAAGCUUCUGCCAGGGGGAGACGGACAGAGGUUUCACAACAAGAUAAAGAACGGAACGGUGUCUCAAACCAACACAGAACCCAGACACCUCCAGUGCCCAAAUCUCCUCCACCUGAUGCUCUCAAAGGUAGCAGUGUGUCCUUGGCAACGAUUAGCAACAUUAAUAUUGAUAUCCAGCCGCAGGAGGAUAAGGACCUGAUGGAGAGACAGGUUCAGCAGCCCCAGUCAGUUGUGACAAAUCACCGAGCAGAUAAUGAACCUGUGACUCACAGUGCACCCAAAGACAGGAGGGGAAGAGGGAAACCAGAUCCUUCUCCCCCUCCUUCCCCACUCCAGCCCCCUCUAAAGCCAAUAUCAGGUGUUGCGAGAAGGGGAGGACAGGAGAAGAGGCCACCCAAUGGAUUGUUAGGUGUUCGCUCACAAGCCACACCGAACCCUGGAGAUAGAUUUCCUGUCUUUGUGGAGAAAAAAACGUUGGAUGUGGAUGAUAAGGAUGAUACAAUGGAGUUACUCAAAGAGGCUGACAUGGAAAACCCAAAGCACGAAGAUGAGAGACAGACUUUUGUUUCUGUCAGCGUCCCUGAGAGGAAGUCUGCACACAAACCCGGUGUAGAAAAUGUCAAGGAGGUUUUGGAAGUGAAUAUAGACAGUAAAAACGAUACUGUGAACCUCCUCAAGGGAGCACCAACACAAAGCAUUACCUCAGAUGUCCAAGAUAGUCUAGAAUCCACUGAGAAGCUGUUGGAGCCCUUUCCUCCAACCACAGCAUCGGAGCCUCUUCAAGGGGAAUCUCCCUUAGAUGCUGUCAAGCCGAGCCUGUCCACUCCAGGUCCAAGUCCUCCAUGCAUUUCAAUGGAGCCCUCUGUCUCACAGCAACACAGGCAGAGGAACAAGAGACAGACACAUGGGGAUCAGGACAAGUCUAAGGUGGCCACUCGUAGACCCUUGCCUCCCCCGCCUGCUGACGUCCCAGCCCCGGAAGGGAAGAGGAGGAGCAGAGAGAGCACCGAUACCAAGAAAUCCACCGUGGCUGCAUCAACCACAUCAGUUAGUUCCUGUCAGGACAGAUUAUUACCACUGCCACAGGACCGUCCUCUGUCUGCUCGAGAAAGGAGAAGACUGAGACAGUCCCAAGAGAGCACCAGCCAAACAGGUGCUGCAAGAAGAGCGUCUCAUGAUGUCACUUCCUCCAAGGCUGAGCACACUCCAGUCGUCCGAUGUGUUUCAGAGCCUUUCGCUGAGGCCAACAAUAAGCAGGAUAAAUUUCUGGGACGGAGGUCAGAUGAAGAUGAAUGCAGCUCAUCCACAAGUUCCACAGAGCGCUCAGAGGGCGACUGCAAAGAAGGGAAGACUGAAUCAAAUGACAUUCAGGAUCUAGUCCAGAUGAUGACCCAGACUUUGCGAAUGGAUGGCAGAGAGGGUGUGAGCGAGCUGGAACGAGGCUCUACCACACUGCCAGAGUUUAAACUGAACAGGAAGUACCGUGACACCCUGGUGCUUCAUGGGAAGGCUCAAGAGGAAGCAGAGGAUUUACGACUCAGCCAAUUACCAAUGAACUCCACGUCUGGCCCAGCAAAGAUCCGCAGAGCCAUCGAGCAGCUGAGGACAGAUGUGGUGAAGGGCCUGGGUGUCAAGCUGCUGGACAGAGUCCUGGAAAUCAUGGAGGAGGAUGACGACAACAAACGAGAACUGUGCCUUCGGGAUCAAAUGGGAGAGGAGAAGUACCAAGCCUAUGCUGUGAUGGUGAGGCAGCUGAAAUUCUUCGAGGAUGUUGCCUUCAAAGUUUAGAGGGCUGCGUUGGCAGCCCAAGCGUCACCUUGUAGUGGCAUUUCCUUGACAAAACAUGUGAAACUACGAGAGAAUGUACACAUGAGCCAGAGGAUGGCCAUCACAAGGAAAUGGCACUGCUUCACACUCCAGCACUUCCAGCUAGUACGAUACCAACGCUUGCACAAGAGGGAACUUGAUCUUUGUGAGUAAUACUGCAGCUUGCAAGCAGAAGUCCAGACCUGAUCUCACACACAAACUGAAGGAGCAAUCCAAGUUCAUUCCCCACAAACUUUAGGCUCAGUGUUCAAGUGAAAUUUAAGUUUGACAGUCUGGGGAAGCCUCAGCGUUAGACCUUUGUGUCUAUACAUUUCAUUGGUUACUGUAAAUGUUCUGCCUAUCUGAAACUGUAUUGUGAUUUGCUGUCUGUUACCCUUUGAAGCAGAAAACAUGGCAGCACAGAACUACUGUUAAUGAUAAAGAAAAAGAAAUUCUGCUUCAUCCUCUCUCCUUUGUGGUGGUACAGUGUUACCAUUUCCUUGUUUGGGUCUUCUUGCCUGUGCAUGCAUUUUCUCGGAUGCUUGUAAUUUUUGUGAGGCACUCUUAUGCAAAUAUGGGUAUCAAGUUUUUGUACCGCAAUUUUCAGUACAGAUUGAGCAGAAAAUCAUUUCUAUAAUUUCUAGAAUCCCUAUGCAAAGAUCGAGUUAUUUUAAGGCAGACUACUUGACGUUCUGUUUACUAUAGUGAUACUAGUUAUAAUGCAAUUCCAAGAAUUGUGCCUAUGCUGUAUCUUUAUUGACAUUAGGUCUCAUUUGAGCUGUAUUUUGUAUUUUCUUACACACAAGAUGAUACAGUAGAUCAUGUAUUGUAGAUAUUUACAUUAAAAUAUUUCCAAUGAA
This is a messenger RNA of Myripristis murdjan (pinecone soldierfish), 3781 nucleotides long. It is a transcript of the gene nek4, whose product is annotated as NIMA-related kinase 4. The transcript is spliced from 16 exons. The record is from RefSeq and is a predicted model, not a curated record. Gene Ontology annotation, biological process: protein phosphorylation. Bases 180 to 2903 code for a protein of 907 amino acids. NCBI's taxonomy places the organism in Eukaryota, Metazoa, Chordata, Actinopteri, Holocentriformes, Holocentridae. Gene Ontology annotation, molecular function: ATP binding; protein kinase activity.